Molecule: messenger RNA, 2590 nt
Organism: Guyanagaster necrorhizus
Lineage: Eukaryota; Fungi; Basidiomycota; Agaricomycetes; Agaricales; Physalacriaceae
Exons: 8
Coding region: 43-2406 (787 amino acids)
Biological process (GO): positive regulation of GTPase activity
Molecular function (GO): guanyl-nucleotide exchange factor activity
Source: RefSeq, a predicted model, not a curated record
UCCAGCUGUAGCUACUCUACUUCAUACCACCACCUUUCCCUCAUGCCUUCAACAUCUCCAGCAGACCUGGAGGUUGAAUUAUCCCAUCUUCUUUCAGACGUCCGUGAAUCAAACUCGAGGGAGUCCUGGGAACGAAUUAGUAUCGUUUCUCAUGAGCUCGCCAACGCGUUACGGACCAAGGAUGAACAUCAUGAUAUACAUACAGCAUUAGGCAGGACUCCCCUUUCUCAAACUCUCACAGGCCUCCUGGGGCUUGAGUUGCAUAAUGUCCAUUCGUCCAUUCCGGAGGAUUUCUACGCCAAACCUGUUGUUGAAAUUCUCCGUGUUGGGGCGAACUUAUGCCUGGAUCAUGAUAAUAAUCGUGGCGCUCUGUUAGGCGCCGGCUUUCUUCAGGCCAUCGUGUCUCUGCUGGAGGGUUACGCAGAAUUGAUACCUCCUCCUCCGCAAACCGAACCGUUACCUCUCUCGAUUGAUCAUUUGAAGAUCGUCAGGACUGCGAUUGGGGUACUUCUCAAUGCAAGUCUUGGUUUCGAUGCUAUCAAGGAUAAACUAAUCUCCAUGCAAGUCGCAGGCACUGUGCUGAAACUUUCGGCGUCCAUUUACCCACCUGGGUCAUGGCAAGGGACUUCCUCUGCGGAACAGACGCCGGAACGUGCCCAUGAAUCAUGGACUAUACGCAGUGUUCUCUCAAACUGGGCCUGGAGAACCAUAACAGAGUUACAAGAUGGUAAGGAUGAAAAAAGUCGCCAAGUCUUCUCUCCAGACAUCCUUCCCUUCUUGACACCUCCUCUUGUUGCCUUUAUGCAUCCCUUUACAGCAAGACUGCAGACCCCUUUCUCGCCAGCUUCCCAGAUAUACAACACGCUUGUACACAGCGACUUCGACGUGCUCGAGGAAUCAUGCUCUCUAAUAGAAUCUUUGUCGCUCGACGUCGAAGAUGUUCGCCUCUCGCUAGCUCGUGGGUUUUAUUCGCCUUCCGAGCAUAAUGGCGUUCCUUGUUUGGGGACAAUAUUAGACUUCAUUGAGCAUGGUGGUUAUCCCGCUUCAUGGAGAACUUCAGUCGUUACAACAGACGGCGAAAGAAACCGCAUGGAAAAAGCUUUUGACAUCUGUAAGGCUGCACUUGUUAAAGCCGUGGUGGAAGUUGCAGGGGAGGAUAGCAAGGACGAGCUGUUAUGGACUGACUCCGAUCCCGCCCAACCUGGAGGUGAGUUUGUUUCCAGGAUGGUGGGCUGGAUCAAGCGGUAUGUUACUUUUAUGAACAUGGCCGGAAAGAAUGCUUCCGAUCCCCCUCGAGAUGAUCUCGUUAUUUGUGCUAGUCUUUCCCUAGGCAACUUGGCACGACGAGAAAAACACGCCAAAGUGCUGUUAUCGCCACCGUACACGUUAGCGCUCGUGCUAGCUUCUAGUCACCUUCUUUCUCCUACAAUCGACAUCAAGUUGAAGCACGGUAUUAUCGGGCUUCUCAAGCAUAUGGCACAAUCGUCAUUGUCUCCUGAUGUCCAUAUCUCACUUUGUGAAGCUGGCAUCGUACAGAGUGUUUCACGGAGUGGGGUAUGGGAUGAGAAGACCGACAAGAUGGGGGAAAUUGUUCAACUUAGUGCAAUUGGCGUGGUCAAGCAUAUGUGUGGGGCUAAUGUGGAAAGCACGUUCGCCCUAGUACUCCCAAGUCCAGAGCCCACCGGAAUGUCUACGGGUCUGUCGCAAAUUGUGUCUCUUCUCAAGCGCUCGGAAACUGUGUCUGUCAAGAGUGAGGGUACAAGGGUUUUGGUAAACGUCAUUAAGUCUUUGUGGUCCGUUGAUGUGCCGGGAGCUCACAAUUCCAUUGAUGACGAUGCUACGCGGCAAAAGCAGCGUAAGCGGCAAACUGCCAUUCAAAGUGUUCUUACGCUGGAAUGCACCUCUGCUCUUGCAAGUCUUGUUGCACAUAGCGCCAAAUACCCACUUCUUGUCAAUGAAGGUGUUGUUGCCCUGAGUUUGCUCAGCACGCAGAAGGCUGGAAGACCUCUUGUCUUGACAGCUCUUCUAGCACCCCUCGAGUUGCCAUCACCGCCCCCUACAGAGCCUCCGUCCGCAUCCACUUCUUCAAAUAGCGAUGUCAGCUCCCCUACGCUAACUACACCCUCUACACGCGGCCAACUACCCACACCCCGAAGUGCAGCAGAGAUGCUCGUUGCAGUUCUGAGAAACCUGGAUAACCCCGUCAACUUUCCAGUCGAGGUUCGCAUUAACGUUUGUUCUUUGCUCUGGCAGGUAGGAAGGCAUAAAAGUGGGGAGGACAUCCCAAAGCUCCAGGAAGUGGUUAAACCUGUAUUGGAGCAGGUCAUCGAAGAUUUGCCUACUCCUCAGGGGAAAGAGGCAACACUUGUCGCUGGCGCAAAGAAAGUUCUGGAGAGUUGGGCGUGACGGAUCAUAAGAAGAAGUUUUAUAUUUGUACCGAAAUUCGGCUGAUUUAUUUUCUGGGAUGUACUGUUAAUGAUAUGCGCAGAGUUUUUUUUUCUUGUUUGCUGGCAGGGUACUCAGCAAUCAUUUAUCCGCAGUGUGCCCCGUUUGUCCUCCCGAUGCAUGUUUGAAUAUCUGUCGAAAUGAG